Messenger RNA from Dreissena polymorpha, 908 nucleotides. RefSeq lists its product as uncharacterized. The coding region runs from base 70 to 678 and encodes 202 amino acids. NCBI's taxonomy places the organism in Eukaryota, Metazoa, Mollusca, Bivalvia, Myida, Dreissenidae. The record is from RefSeq and is a predicted model, not a curated record. The transcript is spliced from 5 exons.
CUUUAUUGCCUGUACCGUAAAAAGCUGAUAUAAACGGCUCAAGUAGCCCGUUUGUUUGUAUCGAAUAAUAUGUACGCCAAGAUGUCGUCGGUGUUAGCGUUCUGCUUGUUUACGUUUGCCGUUGAUACAAUUUAUGGACAAGCUGGAUGUCCACAAAUCGAAUGUCCAGAUUUCCAAACAAUCCCUAACGAGUGCCGAAAGGCCGAGUUCACCAUAGGUACAGAUGGACGAAUCAGAUGUCGCCUUUGUGACACCAGCAUUUGUGGGAACCGAUCGACCGUCUGCCCACAAAUAGAGUGUCCCAAUGACGGGAACAUACCACGUGAUUGCAGACGACCUAAUUUCGUAAUCGGGACCGAUGGAAUAACAAGCUGUCGCGUGUGCGACAGCAGCAUCUGCGGUAACCAAACGUCCGUCUGUCCAAAAGUCAAGUGUCCAAAAAACCGGGACAUACCUCGUGAUUGCAGACGACCUAAUUUUGAAAUCGGGACCGAUGGGAUAACACGAUGCCGCGUGUGCGACAGCAGCGUUUGUGGCCCCACGUCACAAGUGUGCCCCCAGAUUCAGUGCCCCGGUGACAGCAACAUUCCUGCUAAUUGUCGUAGGCCAACAUACGUGAUUGGCACCGACGGAAUCACAGAUUGCAGAGUGUGUGAUGCCAACAAGUGUAAACAAUAGUUGUACCACCGAACAAAGUAGUUUACAUCAUGUUACGAUUCGGACUUUAAUGCAGAGUUUUUUCUUGCUGGGACCUAUAAGUACAUUUUCAUUUUAAUAUUACGUUGACAUAUCUACAUAACUUGGUUUACGUUGUAUGAAACCGACACAUGGUACCGAAACUUACGUUUAUUGUCACAGAUUCAUAUGCAGUUUACCACAUUCCUCAAAUAAAUACUAUUUAUAAUGUA